Neurospora crassa OR74A is the source of this 1489-nucleotide messenger RNA. It is a transcript of the gene nuo20.8, whose product is annotated as NADH:ubiquinone oxidoreductase 20.8kD subunit. Gene Ontology annotation, biological process: mitochondrial electron transport, NADH to ubiquinone. The coding region runs from base 109 to 660 and encodes 183 amino acids. Lineage: Eukaryota; Fungi; Ascomycota; Sordariomycetes; Sordariales; Sordariaceae. The record is from RefSeq and is a predicted model, not a curated record. The transcript has 4 exons.
GCCGGCAAGAGGUACGACACCAUCAUCAAGCUACCCGUCCAAAACCUGCCCUCGAAGCCUCGAUUUGUUGCCUUUGCGAUCAACGACAAGCUCGCCUGAACCGACAGGAUGGCUUCUCGGAUUCCCCAGUUCAACCAGCAGGUCCUUUACGACACCACCCCCUUGCCGGACUCGAUCCCCAAGGUCAAGGAACUCGGUGCCAGUUCUGCCCCGCUUAUGUCCGCCGCCUACUUCAUCGGAGCCCGGUGCCGCGAUUACAACGAUGAUUUCAUGCAGUGUAAGAACGAGAACCCUGGAAAGGGCGAGUUUGAGUGUUUGAAGGAGGGCCGAAGGGUUACCCGAUGCGCCCGGAGCGUUAUCGCCGACAUCAACAAGUCAUGUCUGGAAGAGUUCCGCAAGCACUGGACAUGCCUUGAGGACAACAACCAGCAGCUCUGGCAAUGCCGACCUGCCGAAUGGAAGCUGAACAAGUGUGUUUUUGAGAACUUGGGUCUCAAGAAGGAAAUCCCCGAUCAGCCCCCCAACGUCACACCCGUCCACCUCAGGAAGCAGAUGAUCUAUGCGCAUUGGCCCAUCCCCCGUUCCGCCGAGCCUUUCGUUCCCCCAACACAGACUGGUGACAACAACAAGGCGCCAGCUGCCGCUUCGUCAUCGUCGUAAGGGCAAUUCGAGCAGGAGUGAAGGGGAAGAAGGGGAAGGGAAGCCUGGCAGAACAACAGGACUAGCAGGAAGAACAGAACUGCAAGGAGAAUAUGCCAAGGGCGAAGAUAAUUCCCAGAAAGACGGUAUGGUAAUGAUUAUAACUUCUACGUACCCUCUAGGACCAUAUGGUAAAGAUGAAUAGACAAUGCAAACCAAGCGGUUGAGGAUAGAACUGGGCGUUGUCUGUGUAGGCUGGCAUGUAAUGUGUCAGGGCGGGGGGCGCUUCGAGUUGAACGGCAGCACACUGUACAUACGUUUAUCCACCUUCGUCAUCGGCCAUAAAGACAACACUCACGGUAUAUAUGUCAUCCGGUAGUAUGAUUUGGUAUUAACUUAGGAUCCACAUUAUACGUCUCGCGCUUCCAAUGUUAGAACCACGGCCAGGUCACUCUCCCCCAGGCUGACACAAACGACAGGAUUGACAACGAACUGACAGCUUGGUCGUACACAUGACCUCUACACUACGUUUUGACAGACUUCGAUUCCACAAGAGAAGGGGAUCGUUCUGCAAGUACUAGCAGUACGAGAACAACCGCGCAACUAUUCCACAAGACACGGUAAGCCCUUGCUCACAUACUUCGGUCUUUUCCAGAUUCCCUCAGGCAGCGCGACGGUCUCACCUUAUCGUGCAUGUGCCUGUUCCUGUGCCUGUGCCAUCUUUAACCGGGCUUGCCCGACUUUGACUUUUGUUGCUGCCUUCUUCGUCUGACACAACGCCUGGGACGGGUUACUUACCGCCAUCACUACCUACCUCUAGGGUUCACCCAACACAUCCCUCGAAUGCUCG